Molecule: messenger RNA, 4129 nt
Organism: Falco peregrinus (peregrine falcon)
Lineage: Eukaryota; Metazoa; Chordata; Aves; Falconiformes; Falconidae
Gene: CRADD
Product: CASP2 and RIPK1 domain containing adaptor with death domain
Exons: 4
Coding region: 455-1135 (226 amino acids)
Biological process (GO): signal transduction; regulation of apoptotic process
Molecular function (GO): protease binding; death domain binding
Source: RefSeq, a predicted model, not a curated record
CCCGCCCUGCCCGCCGGUGGCCGCCCUGCCCGCCGGGCGCCCCCUUGCCGGGCGCCCCCGCGCGAGCUCCAGCCAGUGCCGCCGCGGCCGGGGGCUCCGCGCUGCCUGCGCCCCCCCCGCCCCCGCAGACCUGCUGCAGACCCGCCCGCGUCCCCCGCCCCGAGGCCCACCUUCCCGGCCGGGAGGCGGGUGGGACGCAGCUCCGCGCCCCGACCUGCGGGGGCGCCCUGCCUCGCUGCCCAUAGCUGACAUGGCGGCCGCGGCGCGCGCGCCCGCCCCGUCCUCAGCGGGGCCGGCGGCGGCGGCCCUUCCUCGGCCGGCCCGCAGCAGGGCGGCGGCGGCGGCUUCCGGCGAAGCUCUCUUGCCUUCAACAAAGAUGGUGCUCCCCGCGCAGGCUCGGCGGGCACCCGGGCGCCCGGUGUAGCUCCCCACUGCCCUCUCUCUACGUUGCCAGAUGAAUGCCAGAGACAAGCAGCUUUUACGCUCCCUGCGCCUGGAGCUCUGCACAGAGGUGCUGGUGGACGGAGUUGUUAUUCAGUAUCUCUACCAAGAAGGGAUUCUCACGGACAGUCAUGUUCAAGAAAUAAAAUCCCAAACCACCAGUCAGAGGAAAACCAUGAUGCUCCUUGAUAUUCUCCCCACCAGAGGACCCAAGGCUUUUGAUGUGUUCUUGGAUUCCUUACAGGAGUUCCCGUGGGUUAAAGACAAGCUGGUGGUGAAGCGUAAGGAAAUGACAGUGCAAGAUCCUGCAGGAGUGUGGCAGAAGAAGAAUGAAAUAUUCAUGGGUCCUCCUUGGCUGAUUCUCCACUGGGUAUGUCCCAGUAAAGAAAGAAAUGAAGAUAUAACUGAAAUUGCACCAUGUGUUUUGAGGACUUCACCCACAGAUCAGCAGCUGAACAAGCUUGCGAGGAGACUGGGACCCGAAUGGGAGCAUAUAGUUCUGUGCUUGGGUUUGUCCCAUACUGACAUCUAUCGAUGUAAAGUCAAUCACCCUCACAACCUGCAGUCACAGGUUGUAGCUGCAUUUGUCCUGUGGAGACAGCGUUUGGGGAAAAAAGCAACAAUCCAAUGUUUGCAAGCUGGUCUGAUGGCAGAAGAAGUGGAUCCUUCUGUGAUACAGUACAUGCUUGAGUGAAGCCUUGCUUUUGAUUGGGAGCUUUCAAGUACUCUGUUAAAUUAAAUAAAGAGGAAAUGUAUGUUGAAGAUCUGAUGCUUCAAACUGAAAAAAAAAAAAAAAAGCAGUUGGGAGCUGUGGUUUUAUUAAGCUUAAACAUUCCAGUUUUCUGUGGCAUCUUGUGACUUGUAAUUCUUUUCAUGCCAGAUUAAUUUUUAGCAGGCAUUAAAAAAUGGAUCACUUUUUCCUGUUCACUUUGGUACUAUUCCAGUGGGGAUAUAGGGUGACACUUAAAGUCCUUGCAAGCAGGCGGCCCUGCCGUGAGUGCAGCAAGGUUUCUGGUUUCAUUGCAGGAGCAACACUUGUUUUAACCUAUUUUCUGGACUAUGUAGGAGCCUUUUUUACUGCUGUUCCAUGCUCGUUCCCUGAUACCCCUGAAACAAGAAUAAUCACUGUUACUAAUUUAACAAUUUUACAACAGUUAUUGCAGGUGGCUAAUUUCACAUUUAUAAAAGUUUUAGCACAUAUGGUUUCUUGCUAGGGUAGAUGGCUGCCACCUUCAUCUGCCUUUGAAACUGGCCCUAAGUGGAAGUAACAGGAACCAAGUGUGCCCGUGAGAGUUUCUGCUGUUGUUAUUUAAUGGGUGUGGAUGGGCACCAUGUACACGUGCCAUCUUUUAGAAUAGCACAGAUGGGGAGUUCUGAGGGAAGAGACAUGCAGUAGAAAAGUGACCAGGAGAUGGGCAGGAGCAGGCAGAGUGAGAAGGGUCGUAAAAAAUGAGACAGCUUCUAAGCUGUCCAUGUUUGUCUCCACUAAUAAACUGGGAGACAGCCUGGUGCCUGCUGGGUCUUUGUACUGUGCUCUGGAUCCAGGCAGUCUUGUUUCACAGAAGUUUUACUCUUAGGUCAGGUAUCCAUAGGCAUCUUUCUCUGACCACCACGUGCCCAACAGGGUAGUGAAGCUUGCAGGUCCUUUCUGCUCAAGAUGAACUCCCCAGCGCUCUCCUUCCAGCUUGUGCCAUCCACCAGACUCAUUUGCUUUUUACCAGCUUUUGUGCACCUAAUGGGGGCAGCUUUGACACGUCUGUCCCCAGUUCUUUGCCAGCUGUAAUUGUACCAGCAGCGAUAAAUGGAUUUUGUCCAGAAAAACACUAAAGCUUGGGCUUUUCUCCUCCUUCCCUCCUGUCAAGGAGAUUUUUUUCCUGCUGGAAGCAACCACUGAGGUUUUUGCUGGGGAUCGGUCUACAGGGAAUGUAACCAAAGGUGAAGGAAGUGACCAGCUGCUCUCUGAGCCCUGAUGAAAGAGGCAGAAUAUGUUUUAAUUCUCCCUGAGCUGUUUGCUGUACAGUAGGUGAGGAACAAUGUUUGGAUGUAGGGUUUCCAGGUUUAUUUGUGAGCAAGUUGCGGUAGACUUUUUCAUCUACAGAGUCAUUGCAAGUAAAUUCUCAUCCUCCAGGAUCUACCCUAUAUAAUUUAACAACUUAACAGCCUUGUCAGAAGUCUUUAUUGGGGCAAGAAUGAACUUCACUGCCUUUCCAUAUUUAUUUAUUUAUUUAUAUUUUUUCCUAUACCCAGAUUUUGGAAGACAUCCAGGAAAUUAGGAAAGACAAAGAGAUUUUAAGGAAAUCCUGUCUGCCUCUUUUUUCAGAAGCAUGAAAGCAGAGAACGCAUCCUUGCAGGAUCAGCUCCUGCAGGUCCCAAAGCAAUCUGGUGGUAUUUUGGUUUUAGUCUUCUGUAUGCAGUUCUGAUCUUCAGUAAACAAUGAUCCUGUUAUACCUCACUCAGAUCUCAACUAACCAUAUCCUAUUAUGGCUGCUUAUAGAGUUUAAGUGUAUCAACAAAUCCCAAAUAAACAAUGCAAAUCAAUUUAGGCCUUAGGAUUUACUUUUCUGUUUCAUGAUGCUUUAAUGCCAGAUUAUUAUUUUUUUUGGUUGAAAACCAUCCUAGAGAGGUGUACAGAGAUUGGGCAAAUCCAUAUGAUCAUGGCCCAGCUUAGGGAGUGUGACGAAAACUGAAGCAAUUCCGCCAGUGAGAUGGGCAGGAGCACAUUCUGCAUGUUAGGGACAAGGGGCACAUGAGUGUCUCUGACAGUGGUUUGGAGGAACAAAAGCUGGAGAUAGGGAACAGGUGAAAAUACUGAAAACACGAUUUAGAGGAAGCAGCUGGCUCCCAGUGACAUAAAUAUGAGUACCUCAUCUUGUUCUGAGCCAGCACGGACCAAGCCUUAACACAGACUGAUCUCCAAAGGAGUCAUCCCCAGUUAACCCAGUGUGAGCAGAGUACUCCAGGAAGGCAACCAGUCCAGGUGGUAAAGCAGUGUAAUGGGUACACUCAUGGGGCCCCGGUUCACCCCACCUUCUUUGGGUGAACUUUGCAUUUCAUGUUCUUCAUUUGUAAGGCCAAUGUCAGUUAUCUGUAACUGAAAUAUUAAGAGUCUUUUUAAUGGCUAAGAGAACAGCCUGCAGUAAGUAUGAAGUGCCAUGCCAAAGAAGCCUUCCUUACAAGUCAUGUACCCUUCUGUGUAUCUACUAUGGGCCAGUGGAAACCUGGUGGGUAUCAUAUCAGUUAAUUUCUCCCUUUAAAUUGGUCUUUUAAGUCAGCUGAAUUGUGCAUCCCAGCAGUGGUACUGAAAUUACAGAAGCCACAGCUAGACAAGGAAUUUUAAACCUGGCCUCUCAUAUGGUAGAACAAAGCACUUAAUUCAUAGUUACUUUCACAUUCCCAGGCCCUAAAUUAAUGCUGUAAUACUUGAGUUGCAUAUAUUGAAGGGAGAGGUUUACUUAUUUUAUGAGAUUGUUUCCAUUGCUGUUAUUUUUAAAUUCAUGGAAAUGUUCCUAUUAGACUCUUCAGUUUUAUUAAAGCUUGUUUUUGCACCACACAAAUGCAGGGACACGUUUAACUUGACAGUAGUAUUCCUUUAACCCAGUGGAUUUUUCCAUCCACUUAAAAGUAUUUGUCCUCUGUAUGUAAUGCUUUAUUUUGCACAAGGAUGCAAUUAAACAAUUCUUCUGAUGUA